Molecule: messenger RNA, 3390 nt
Organism: Chinchilla lanigera (long-tailed chinchilla)
Lineage: Eukaryota; Metazoa; Chordata; Mammalia; Rodentia; Chinchillidae
Gene: Kpna6
Product: karyopherin alpha 6 (importin alpha 7)
Exons: 14
Coding region: 100-1710 (536 amino acids)
Biological process (GO): NLS-bearing protein import into nucleus
Cellular component (GO): nucleus; nucleoplasm; cytoplasm
Molecular function (GO): nuclear import signal receptor activity; protein binding
Source: RefSeq, a predicted model, not a curated record
GCCGUCCUGCAGGUCCGCCAUAUUGUUUGCUGAAGCUGCCGCUGAAGCUACCGCCGCUGCUGCCGCUGCCGCGGCCAAGUCUAAGCGUGCGGAGCCGCAAUGGAGACCAUGGCGAGCCCAGGGAAAGACAAUUAUCGAAUGAAGAGCUAUAAGAACAAUGCCCUAAACCCUGAAGAAAUGAGGCGAAGAAGAGAGGAAGAAGGCAUUCAGCUCCGAAAGCAGAAGCGGGAGCAACAACUUUUUAAAAGGAGAAAUGUGGAACUGAUUAAUGAAGAAGCUGCCAUGUUUGAUAGUCUCCUCAUGGACUCCUACGUGAGCUCUACCACUGGGGAGAGUGUGAUCACAAGAGAGAUGGUGGAGAUGCUCUUCUCUGAUGAUUCUGACUUGCAAUUAGCAACCACACAGAAAUUUCGGAAACUGCUCUCCAAAGAGCCUAGUCCUCCAAUAGAUGAAGUUAUCAACACUCCAGGAGUAGUUGACCGGUUUGUGGAAUUUCUGAAGAGGAAUGAGAAUUGUACGUUACAGUUUGAAGCUGCCUGGGCUCUAACAAACAUCGCCUCUGGAACCUCUCAGCAGACGAGAAUUGUUAUUGAAGCAGGAGCUGUCCCGAUUUUUAUAGAGCUGCUUAACUCAGACUUUGAGGAUGUACAGGAACAGGCAGUCUGGGCUCUGGGAAACAUAGCUGGAGACAGUUCCGUUUGCCGAGAUUACGUCCUGAACUGUUCCAUCCUUAAUCCUUUGUUAACACUCCUUACCAAGUCCACAAGACUGACAAUGACACGAAAUGCAGUUUGGGCCCUGUCAAACCUUUGCCGAGGGAAGAACCCACCUCCAGAGUUUGCAAAGGUCUCUCCUUGUUUGCCUGUAUUAUCUCGCCUGCUCUUCAGCAGUGAUUCAGACUUGCUGGCAGAUGCUUGCUGGGCUCUCUCUUACCUGUCUGAUGGCCCCAACGAGAAAAUCCAGGCGGUCAUAGACUCUGGAGUCUGCCGGAGAUUGGUAGAGCUUCUGAUGCACAAUGAUUACAAAGUGGCUUCUCCCGCUCUGAGAGCUGUGGGUAACAUCGUCACUGGGGAUGACAUCCAGACACAGGUCAUUCUUAACUGUUCAGCCCUCCCUUGCCUCCUCCACUUGUUGAGCAGCUCCAAGGAAUCAAUUCGAAAGGAAGCUUGCUGGACCAUUUCAAACAUCACUGCUGGCAACAGGGCUCAAAUACAGGCUGUCAUAGAUGCAAAUAUCUUCCCUGUGUUGAUUGAAAUCCUUCAGAAAGCAGAGUUCCGUACAAGAAAAGAAGCAGCCUGGGCCAUCACCAAUGCCACAUCAGGAGGAACCCCUGAGCAGAUUAGGUACCUGGUGUCACUGGGCUGCAUCAAACCCUUGUGUGACUUGCUGACCGUAAUGGAUUCAAAGAUUGUACAAGUGGCCCUCAAUGGACUAGAGAACAUCCUGCGGCUUGGAGAGCAAGAGAGCAAGCGGAGUGGCUCAGGGGUCAAUCCCUACUGUGGCCUCAUUGAGGAAGCCUAUGGCUUGGAUAAAAUCGAGUUUCUUCAGAGCCAUGAGAACCAGGAGAUCUACCAGAAGGCCUUCGACCUCAUUGAGCACUACUUUGGUGUAGAAGAUGAUGAUGGCAGCCUUGCUCCUCAAGUAGAUGAAGCACAGCAACAGUUCAUCUUCCAGCAGCCUGAGGCCCCCAUGGAGGGCUUCCAGCUAUAAUGUCUGCCUCCGGGGAGGGGAGGGGAUGGGAAGCACCACCAGCCAGUGGUAGAGCAGCCCUCUGGUGGGCAGGAAGCCGGCCCCCACCAUCACCUGCUGCCCUGGAGACUGUGCUCCGGACCUGCUCCGCCCCCUUCCCUGGAGGGAGGCCCUCUGGACAGACAGAACCAUCUGAGGCUCACAUUUGGGUUUUGUGACAAAAGGGGACAUGUUACGGUUUUCUUCCUUACACUAUAUUCUGGCUGCACACGUGUCUUUAACCCGGGAGCCUAGGGAUAGACAAAGGAGGACUGAGGUAAUCAUUUUGCACCUUUCUUUUCUGUUUUGUUUUUCUUUAAUGGCGACUUCCUUUCUUUUAUUUCCCUUCAUCCUUCCCAGUCCUCUGCCCUGAUUAAUGUAACUCUUAUUUUGGGUACGUGAGCAGAUGGAAUAUUCCAGACGUGGGAGGGGAGUGGAGGGGAGAAAUCCAAAACAAAGUGUUCUUGCUCUGACGGAAUAUUAAUCUUGUAUGCUUGGAUUGAGUUAUUUAAUUUUUUUUCUUUUGCACAUUUUUCUUGUAUAUUAAGGUUACUCUUCCCAAGAGCUGUGAGUUUCUGGUUUUAGGAAUCCCAGCUGCCAGCACUGUCUGGGACUAGGGGCUGACGGGGAGGCCACCAUGAGACAAAGGCCCCUUCUCUCUCACCCUUUUCCCAGACCUCUUGAAUUCGGGAUACACCCUCAUUCUCCUGGGCCAAGUACACCAGUGGGAGUGGAGGGGAGGAGUACAGGCUUUCAGAUAGGGCUUCUUAUGUGUAGCUACUGACCCCAUGUUUCCUACCCACCUUCCAAAUGGUGCAACCCAAUUUCAUUUUUUACUUGAAAAUUGCCCUCAGAGUUAAUGAACCUCUGAGGUGACUGUAUUUUCUCCUAAGCUUAAGACAGGGGGCUGUGAUCCCACCUUUCUUCUGAGGAGAAAGUUCUUGCUCUGGUGACCUGUAAGUUGCAGAGGAAGUUGAAGUGAGACUGCCCAGUAUUGGGAUAGUCAAGGAUCCCUGCCUUUGGCCUUUCUUCCUCUUCCAUAGUUGGAUCAUGUAUAUUUUACUUCCAAAGGAGAGAAUGUCAAAACGUUCUGUAUUUUUUUAUAUUCUAUAUAGUAGGUAGGGUAAUCUUAAUUGGUCUUAAGAGGAGGAACUGUCUAUAAUUUUUGUGAGUAGGAUACUGUGAGGAAGACCAAAAAGAUACAUGGAAGCUCCCCCUCUCAGAAGGGCUGAGCUUGGUCCUAGGCCAAGACCUGGGACCAACCCCAAGCUCUACAUCCUUUAAGCAGAUCAACCACCAGGGUCUAUUGUUUCUAUAUAUGAAGGGGGCAAGGAUGGCCUCAGGGCCUAGUAAAAUCUGCCUAGCUAGUCCGUCCUGCUGAGCAUCCACUUAUUUCAGGAAACCUAGAAAGUAGUCUGCAUUCCCAAAUACGGUUUCAAAGGCUGUUACCCACCUACAUUGUCACACACAGCUGCCUCUUCUCUUAUAAAGAAACAGCAGUUCUUGUGAGAGCUGUUGGUAUCUUCCCUGGUGGGGAUCCUUGGCCCUGUUUGGGGUUUUCCCUUCCUUGUGACAGUUCUAAUCCAGAUGCCUUUUCUCCUGAGUAAAGCCAUUGCAAUGCCCAGUGGCUUGCCUGUGCCUCUGGCUGGGUUACCCGUGAUA